Drosophila arizonae is the source of this 737-nucleotide messenger RNA. RefSeq lists its product as uncharacterized. The record is from RefSeq and is a predicted model, not a curated record. NCBI's taxonomy places the organism in Eukaryota, Metazoa, Arthropoda, Insecta, Diptera, Drosophilidae. Gene Ontology annotation, biological process: chitin-based cuticle development. Gene Ontology annotation, molecular function: structural constituent of chitin-based larval cuticle. Gene Ontology annotation, cellular component: chitin-based extracellular matrix.
AUCUCUCCAACUCACAAUGCGCUUCCUCAUCGUGCUCUGCUUGUUCGGCGCCGCAUGCGCCCAGUAUAAUUACGGACAGGGAAUCGACACCGGCUCUGCCAGCAACAUCAAUCCGAAUAUUGCAUAUGAUGAUUACAGCACCGGCGCUGAGAGCAGACCCGGCGCAUCCUAUGCUUCUUCUGGUGGUGGUCUUAACAAGGAGUUCUACACAUUCGAGGCCAAUGAGGAGGAUUUCAACGAUCCUGCAGCCAGCGAGAGAGUCCUAAAUAGUGCCAAUAGAGGUCUGCGUGUGGUCUUCAUCAAGGGACCCGAGAACCGUGGUCUGGAGAACGCUGCUCUGGCUCUGGCCAAACAGGCUGCCGAGCAACAGACUGCCAUCUACGUUCUCAACAAGCAGACCGACAUCGGAGAUCUGGCCAACAAAUUCAAUGCCAUCCGCCAGAACUCCAACGCCAGACCCGAGGUGCACUUCGUCAAGUACCGCACGCCUGAGGAUGCCGCCAACGCGCAGCGCGCCAUUCAAUCACAGUACGAUUCCCUGGGAGGAACUAGCCAGAACAUAAACGGCGGCAUCGCCCCAGCCAUCAACUUUGCAUCCCGUAGCCCUGUCUCACAAUCUAUCGGUAAUUAUGGCUCCCAAAGCGGGCCCUCCGCUUCCUACUUGCCAGCCAACAUCCUACGCCGCCUCCGUCUGCGUUAGAAGUAAAUAGUCGUAUAAAAUUGUUUCGCCGAUGACG